Cryptomeria japonica (Japanese cedar) is the source of this 4279-nucleotide messenger RNA. RefSeq names its product glutamate receptor 3.3. Bases 1015 to 3909 code for a protein of 964 amino acids. The transcript is spliced from 8 exons. The record is from RefSeq and is a predicted model, not a curated record. Lineage: Eukaryota; Viridiplantae; Streptophyta; Pinopsida; Cupressales; Cupressaceae. Gene Ontology annotation, cellular component: plasma membrane. Gene Ontology annotation, molecular function: glutamate-gated receptor activity.
GUGAACUAAUUCUAAUGAGACAGCCAAAAUCUUUAUUACAGGCGACUGCUUUUAGUUUUCCACUUAAUGUCGACUGCAAUGGUGAAAAGAAAACACAAAGAUCCUAUCAGCAGCCAAAAGUCUUUAUUGAAUGACGCCUGGCCCUACACAGACGAACGCGUUCUAAUUGAGCCUUUAUUACAGCUCCUCCUUUUUUUCCGGAACUGUCAACACCAGAAUUUAUGGUCUUUGUCAUGGAACCAGCAAACUUGUUUUCUAUCUCCACAGGUUCGUUGCAAAAUAAUUUGUUUAUUCAUACAAAUAGGUACCCACCUCUGCCUUUUUCAACAUACUGGACAAAGAGAAAAGGCUCCCUCGGUAAUUUAAUUGGACGGCCAUAAACAAAUCCUCAAGGCUGGCUGACCGUCCAGUGAACAAAAUAAACAGAAAGACAAAACACACCAGUGAAAUUUGCCUGGAAAAUUAUAAUAUAUGCCACUAAAAGGCGUUUUCAAUUUUUAACAAGUGGACGAAUUAUGUACAAGAUCUUACUGAAUAAAUCCAUUCCCAUUUCUCAUAUUUAAAUUUUGCUUUAAUUUGGCAUCUCGGGAGAAUUACUUCGUUUGGCUUGAUGGAUUUGUAUUGAAGGAACUUAUCAAAAGUACAGAGAGGAUGCCGUGCGCCCGAAUUUUGAGCCGUGUCAGAUUCGAACUCUCGACGUCAAAGAAGGGUUUGCAAAGUUUUAAUUGUCAUGGCGCUUUUACAGCUGUUUUAGUGACCAGAAUGUUUUGUAAGACAUUCUUCAGGUUUCGAGGCUAUCAAUGGAAGGCGGAGCAUCCUUUUCUAUUGUCUGAUACACAGGAAUGCUCGGAUUGAUAGAUUUUGAAGCUCUAAUUCCAUCUUUAUUUGUUUACGGAGCUAAAUAUCUUUCUCUGUUUCCCAUUACGAUAUCAAACCUGGAAGAUAUUUCUACGGUUUUAGAAGGUUGCAGAAGAGCUCCUACGAAAGAUGGCGCGCUGAACAGGGAAAUUCAAGAUGUGCCAUUUGCCCAAUUGCCAGUGUCAUGUAGUUGUUCUCCUAUUGGUAGUCUUUGUCUUGAUACCAUGUAAUGGCUCAACUGCUGGCAAAAAUCGAAGCUCGUUUGGAAAUUCGAGGCCACUUGUCGCAAAUGUUGGUGCUCUUUUCGCAUUUGAUUCUACAAUUGGAAGAGUGGCUAAGGCAGCCAUGGAAUUGGCAGUGAAGGAUGUGAACAACAAUCACAGUCUGCUUAGUGGGACAAAGCUGGAGCUUAGUAUGGUGGAUUCUAAUUGCAGUGCUUUCAUAGGCACAGCAGCAGCUUUGGAAUUGUUGAAGAAAGAUGUUGUGGCAAUAAUAGGUCCACAGUCAUCUGUGCUUGCUCACAUUGUUUCACAUUUGGCAAAGGAACUCCAAAUACCACUUUUGUCCUUUGCAGCUACUGAUCCCACUCUUACAUCGUCUGAGUACCCAUAUUUUAUCAGGAUGACUCACAGUGAUUUUUCUCAGAUGUCUGCAAUUGCUGCUUUAGUGGGUUAUUAUGGCUGGAGAGAAGUUGUAGCAGUGUACAUAGAUGAUGACUAUGGCAGAAAUGGAGUUUCUGUAUUAGGAGACGCUCUGGGAAAUUUGGGAGCUAAAAUUUCUAACAAGGCAGCCAUGCCUCCUGAAAUCAGCCAAAGUGAGAUGGGUAAUAUAUUAGCAAAAUUGGCUUUAGUAGAGGCCCGGGUUUUUGUAGUCCAUAUGAAUUCAGAUGCUGGUCUUAAUCUUUUCUCUAAAGCUAAAGAAAUUGGAAUGUUGAGCAGUGACUAUGUUUGGAUAGUCACAGAUUGGCUAUCCUCUGUUUUAGAUUCAAAUAUACUUGCACCAGAUGACAUGAACUCACUUCAAGGGGUGAUUGGUCUGCGGCGACAUAAUCCAAAUUCAGAACAACACAAUGAGUUUACAAGAAAGUGGAAAAGGUUACAAACAACUCACAUAGCGGAUACCUCUUUGAAUGUGUUUGGACUGUAUGCUUAUGAUAGCAUAUUGAUGAUUGCUCACUCUAUCAACACCUUCCUAAAUCAGGGAGGAAAUUACUCUUUUGUAAAACAGAAUACAGUAUCAAAUAAGAGUGGAAGUAAGUCAGAACUAGCUGCUUUGAAGGUCUUCAAAGAAGGAGCACAGUUGCGGAAGAUAAUACUAGGAACUAAUUUCAAUGGUGUUGCAGGUCCCGUGCAACUAGAUAAAAGUAGGAAUCUGAUAGGCUCCACUUUUGAGAUUAUUAAUAUAGCUGGUACGGGAUUUCGCAGCAUUGGUUAUUGGUCAAAUCACACUGGCUUCUCAGUUACCCCACCAGAAUAUUUAGCUACCGUCAACCAUAACCAAUCUCAUGCCAAACCAAAACUAUAUGAUAUCAUAUGGCCUGGUGAAAGCAAAGUUGUGCCACGGGGCUGGGUAUUUCCAAACAAUGGCAAGGAACUUGUGAUUGGUGUCCCCAGAAAAAUAGGUUUUAAAGAGUUUGUUUCAACAGUAAAUGAUAGCCACACGCCAAAAGGAUUUUGCAUUGAUGUGUUUCUUGCUGCAGUGAACUUGCUUUCUUAUGCUCUUCCGUACACAUUUAUAUCUUAUGGAACAGGAAAUUCUACACCCAGCUAUGACAAGCUCGUGGAGCAGGUUGCAUUAAAGCUAUUCAUAGCUGGACCCUUGCAGAACUUUGAUGCAGCUGUUGGAGAUAUUUCAAUUGUGACAAAACGAUCGAAGAUUGUGGACUUCACACAGCCUUAUAUAGAAUCUGGCUUAGUUGUGGUGGUAGCUGCGAAAGGUAUUGAUUCCAAUGCAUGGGCUUUCCUGCGUCCAUUUACAGUAGAAAUGUGGUGUACAACUGUUGCUUUUUUUGUUAUUAUUGGAGCUGUUGUGUGGAUUCUGGAGCAUAGAUUAAACCCAGAGUUUCGAGGGCAUCCGAAGCAGCAAGUCAUGAAUGUUCUUUGGUUCACAUUUUCUACGAUGUUCUUUUCCCAUAGGGAAAAUACCGUGAGCAGCCUUGGACGUGCAGUACUGCUCAUUUGGCUAUUUGUUGUUUUAAUCAUUAAUUCAAGUUACACUGCAAGCUUAACAUCAAUCCUCACAGUGCAGAAGCUUUCACCAACAAUUCAAGGAAUUGAGAGCUUGGCAUCAAGCAAUUUACCAAUAGGAUAUCAAACAGGAUCCUUUGUUGCAGAUUAUCUAUCAGGAGAGUAUAAUAUAGCAAAAUCCAGAUUAGUGCCUUUAAAUACUCAGGAUAAUUAUGCUAAAGCAUUGUCUCUUGGGCCAAACAAAGGCGGUGUGGCUGCAGUUGUAGAUGAACUUCCUUAUAUUCAAUCAUUUCUAUCCACACAUUGUGGAUAUACAAUUGUGGGCCGUGAAUUUACAAAAAGCGGAUGGGGAUUUGCUUUUCCAAAGGAUUCUCAUCUUGCAGUUGACAUGUCCACAGCAAUCCUGGCCCUUUCUGAAAAUGGUGAACUUCAGAGGAUUCAUGAUAAAUGGUUGAAAAAUGAUAUAUGCAGUCUAGAGGGAAGUGCAGUCCAUGCAAAUCAGUUUGGCCUACAAAGUUUCUGGGGCCUUUUCCUAGUAAUGGGAAUUGUGUGUCUUUUAGCACUGUUUGUAUUUUUUGUUCGCAUGAUUUGCGAAUUCACUCGUCAUGUCAAUACAUGUAUUGAGGAUUCUCCUGAUGUGUCAAAUUCCUUGAGCCUAAGAAGUGCAAAGGUUCUAAGAUCAUUUGCCUCUUUUGUUGAUGAGAGGGAGGAUACUGCCAAAAAAAAUAGGCUGAAAAGAAAGCACACAGACAAGAAAAUGGAUCCAGAAUUGGAAUCGAGGCAGCCUCAGAGCUCUCCAAGCCAAUUGGCAUCCCUUGGUAUGGGCUUCUCUAUUGAUUGUUCCAAUGGUAUUUCCCCUGUUUAGUUUGAUAAUAGCAAAACAACUAUCUUGGUGCUGAAGUUUUGUCAAUGCAAUGGUAGCUCACAGUUAUUGGAAGGAAGCAGAUUGUCAUGGAAAUGUGUUGUGUACUUUUUGUGUUCUAUAGUUGAAUGGGGGAACAGUGAUGGGAAAAUUGUUGAGGGGAAGGGGGGAAGUGGGCAGGGAUGGGGUGGGGUGCUUUAUUAGGUUUGCUAUUUUUGCACAUGGUUUUAAAGGAUUCAUGUAAAUUGUAAAACUUCUUUUUGAAGUGCCAUUUAAUAUUUCCACAUGAGCAAGAGUUGAAAAAGAGUUUUAUUAUUGUAUUGUGUUGAUUUUUUUGCAAUAAUAAACAGGGUUACUAUGCUAGGUUUUUUCA